AGCAGAGAACGCAUGUGGGUUCAUGCCCAUGUCUGGCGUUGAUGUGCUACCCGAUGGUCGUAGAUUCCAAGCCGCAGACGAUCGAAGUCUAGAUUUGCAUUUGAUUGAUUUGAUAUGAUGCUGGUCUAGAUUUAGAUUUAGGCCGGCUCUACAACAGCGAAGACCUACGAGACAAACAGAGUGACAAAAGGAGUGCCCGAAGGAAGACCAGUCAACCAUGACGAGCUACAAGCGUGUCAUUCAGCAGAACGACAAAGUGAUCAAUUCGCUGGUCGAAUUUUCCGGUCUAGAACGGUGGCUUGUCCAGAACAUUGUCCAGUACGCCAAUCAGAUGCCGAAAGUGAAAGGCGGAGAGGUCGAUCUGCUCAUCUUCACGGCCCAGAUGUCCAGGCAGUUCGACAUCAACGCCACGCACGUGAUACAGAUUAUGUACGAAACUAUCAAGAGAAUAUCGAAAACGAAAGUAAUGAUGGUAGAGGACUACGCCAGGUGUGUCUGCAUGUUUCUAAGCGACGACCUUGACCUCCAGAUCGACUACGCCUUCGCGGUCUACGAUACCAAGUGUGACGGUCUGGUCAAAGUGGGAGACAUGAGCACAUUGCUUAAGGUCUGUGUCCUGUCUACUGACCCCAAUGACGAGACCGAGGCUGAAGACUCCCUACGAGAUCUGGAGGACUUCGUCCUGAAGAUUAUCGAGAAUGUGUCCAAGGAAGGUUUGAGACUCGAGGCGUUCCGGAAAUUGGUCAAGCAAAACCGAUUAUAUUUAGAACUUUUCGGGCAGUGCUUCCCGUCUGAUAAAUUUAAAUUAAGCUUCAAGGAAAAACUGACAGGCGUGACGCCCUUCCAAGUGUCCCAAAUGUUCGCCUCAGAGAGGAGGAUAGCGCUCGGCGGCCCAGCUGGGAAAGUGAAAACGGCUAACUUGUACCCAAUACCCUUGGAUAUGUGAUCCCGUCUAAAUCUUGUCUACAGAACAGAACGGCUCUCGACUCUAUUGUACACUAUGUCGACAGAAUGUAUUGUAUGAUAGUGAUGUGAACACCAAAAUGUCCAAUCAUGAGAUUACAACUGACAUCUAAUGACAAUGACAA
This is a messenger RNA of Biomphalaria glabrata, 1088 nucleotides long. RefSeq lists its product as uncharacterized. The transcript is spliced from 6 exons. Lineage: Eukaryota; Metazoa; Mollusca; Gastropoda; Planorbidae. Bases 218 to 946 code for a protein of 242 amino acids. The record is from RefSeq and is a predicted model, not a curated record.